AACUAUGGUUUGACCGCUGAUCGCUGGCCUAUCCGCCCUAAUAAACUAAACCUAAUCAAAAACAAAUCAAAUUCAAUUUCUCCUUUUGAUAUCGCCUUCAUCAUCUUCAAUUUUUAAUGGAAGACGAUAAAAUAUCUCAUUCUAAUGAUUAUCAAAGAGAAAACGAUGACAAACAUCCGAAAAAAAAAGGUAAAUCUAAGAAAAACCGCAGCGGUGGUGAUGGCGACCAUGAUGUGUCGGGUCCGUCAGAUGCAUUAGUUCCUAAUUCCGGAGAUGUUCAUCAAAAUAUAUCGCUAAAAGAUUUAAAAAUGGCAAUGGAAGUUUUAAAUCUUCAGCAAAAACCUGCCAAGACUACUGAAGAAGCUUUGCAUAAAUCGUAUCAGUUUUGGUCUACUCAGCCAGUCCCAAAAAUGGAUGAGAAAAUUGUUUCUAAUGAGCCUAUUGAACCACCUAAAUCUCCGGAAGAUAUUAGAGGAGAACCAUUUACACUUCCUGAUGGAUUUCAAUGGGAUACACUGAAUUUAAAUGAGCCUUUAGUACUCAAAGAAUUGUAUACAUUGCUUAAUGAAAACUAUGUUGAAGAUGAUGAUUGCAUGUUUCGAUUUGAUUACCAAACAGAGUUUUUGAAAUGGGCUCUCCAGCCACCUGGAUGGAGAAUGGAAUGGCAUUGUGGGGUCCGUGUGGUAAAAUCAGGGAGGUUGGUUGGUUUUAUAUCUGCUACACCAGCUGAAUUAAGGAUAUAUGACCAUGUGCAGGUAGUUGUAGAAAUUAACUUUUUAUGUGUACAUAAAAAGCUUCGAUCAAAAAGAGUGGCACCUGUCCUCAUUAGAGAAAUUACCCGGAGGGUUAAUUUAACUGGUGUCUUUCAAGGUGUUUACACGGCUGGUAUUGUGUUACCUAAACCAAUUUCCACAUGUCGCUACUGGCAUAGAUCCCUCAAUCCUAAAAAAUUAAUUGACAUAAAAUUCAGCCAUUUAUCAAGAAAUAUGACCAUGCAAAGGACACUUAAGUUGUUUAAACUUCCUGAUUUACCAAAAACUCCAGGUUUUCGUAAAAUGGAAACUCAAGAUUGUGAUAAAGUUGUGACCUUGUUGAAUAACUACUUGAAAAAGUUUGAUUUGGCACCAAUAUUCUCUGAAGAUGAGUUUAAACAUUGGUUCGUUCCCCAGGUGGGCAUUAUUGAUAGUUUUGUUGUUGAAGCUGUAGAUGGUUCUAUAACAGACUUUGUGAGUUAUUAUACAUUACCAUCUACUGUUGUGUAUCAUCCAACUCACAAGACAUUGAAAGCAGCAUAUUCCUUUUAUAAUGUGUCUACAAAGACUCCAUGGAUAGAAUUAAUGCUUGAUGCAUUGAUAACUGCAAAAAAUUCUGGGUUUGAUGUUUUCAAUGCAUUAGAUUUGAUGGAAAACAAAGAAUUUUUAGAGCCACUGAAAUUUGGUAUUGGUGAUGGCAAUUUGCAAUACUAUUUGUAUAACUGGAGAUGUCCAACUAUGACACCAAGUAAAAUUGGUUUAGUUCUACAAUAACAGUGUGUAUUUUGUAAAUUGUAGCCUGUUCAAAUUGUUUUUAUUGAUUAGAAAUAAUAGCUCUAGUAUGCAAUAACGGUUUUGAACCUCACCAAUAUACUAAUGUGAAAUAUUAUGUACAUGUACCAAUAUUAUUAAUACACUUGAUAAUAUUUAUAAUUAGGUUUUGUGCAUCAUUUUACAUCCCUAAAUUGAUUUUAAUAUCCUAUACUUAAAAUAUGCUAAAAAUUAAAUAGACAUCUCUUAAAGUAGGUGUAGUCAUAUAUGUUAUAUGUAAAAACAAGUAUUAUGUCAUACUAAGUCAAAUUGAAUUUACCUGUGUUGUACAGACAUAUUUUAUAGGCAGUCUCUUUACAAUACUGUGUACUUUUUAAAAAGCAAAUAUUU
Molecule: messenger RNA, 1913 nt
Organism: Achroia grisella
Lineage: Eukaryota; Metazoa; Arthropoda; Insecta; Lepidoptera; Pyralidae
Gene: Nmt
Product: glycylpeptide N-tetradecanoyltransferase 2
Exons: 1
Coding region: 117-1526 (469 amino acids)
Biological process (GO): N-terminal peptidyl-glycine N-myristoylation
Cellular component (GO): cytoplasm
Molecular function (GO): glycylpeptide N-tetradecanoyltransferase activity
Source: RefSeq, a predicted model, not a curated record